CAAGCCUUUGUCCGGCUAUGUAUAGAGCUCCCUGCUCCUCUGCCGUGUUACUGCCCAAUUCCAUCAGAGCUUUGACUGCCCUUCCUGCUCUUCUGCCUCCUCCUCCUCUUCUUCCUCUUCUCACAUCUGUUUCUGCUUCACAACUUCAGUAACUGAGAGAUGGAGGCGCAAGACGACUGCAAGUGGCGUCAGACCCCGGCGUUCGGCGAUUGGAACCUGUGGGACGACAUGCCCGUCACCCAAUACUUCCAGUCAGGGACCUUCUUCUUCACAGCGCAAGCGGAGAAAGACGAGGACCUCUUCAAGGUUCCCCAGUUCCCUGCCAAGCCCUAUAACUACAAGAAGUGUGUUGUGCGAGUGAAGGGGGAGCAAGCAAACGUUGUGCCAGUGAGGAAGGGAGGCAGGAGGCAGUAUGUGAAUGAGCAGCAGAAGUGGAAGCCAAAGGGAUAUGUAGACGAGGACCUGUACAAGAUAUCCCCGCAGCUUCUCUGCAAGGUGAAGAAGAAGAAAUUGCUGAGGAAUUUGUUGGGAGGGUGCCUGGGCCUGAGCUGCAUCGCCUGAAAGAAGCAAGUUUGGUGCUUCAGAGAGGUGUAUAGUGUUUCUACUAUAUGGAAGUAAUGGAAACUUGCUACUGCUUGCACUCGUUUGAA
Messenger RNA from Phragmites australis (common reed), 650 nucleotides. RefSeq lists its product as uncharacterized. Bases 160 to 561 code for a protein of 133 amino acids. The record is from RefSeq and is a predicted model, not a curated record. The transcript has 4 exons. Lineage: Eukaryota; Viridiplantae; Streptophyta; Magnoliopsida; Poales; Poaceae.